GUGAGCGUAGCCUCGGGACGGGGGCGGGGAGAAGACCAGAGGGCGAAGUGGGAGGGAACAGGCAAGACAGAAAAGGCCCGAGAAGUUGGCCUGACGGAAGGUCUCAGGGUAGAAGGCGGCGCGUUGUGACCCGAGGAACUGUAAAGAUCAUUGGUCAGAAGCCUAUAAAGAGGACCUAAUACCAAUGAAAACAUAGGUUUGCUUGUGGCUGAAAUUACAUUCCAUCAGUGUGGUGACGGAAAAAAAAAAAUCCUCCUUUUAGAACUUCUCUUGGUGAUACCGUCAGAAAUGUCUUCCUUAAGUGGAAAAGUCCAAACUGUUUUAGGCCUUGUCGAGCCAAGCACACUGGGCCGCACCCUGACCCAUGAACACUUGACCAUGACCUUUGACUGCUGUUACUGUCCACCUCCUCCGUGCCAGGAAGCUAUUUCCAAAGAACCUAUCGUGAUGAAAAAUUUAUAUUGGAUUCACAAAAACUCUUAUUCCCAUAAAGAAAACCUUCAACUGAAUCAGGAGACAGAAGCCGUAAAGGAAGAACUGUUAUAUUUCAAAGCUAAUGGUGGAGGGGCUUUGGUGGAAAACACAACCACUGGGAUUAGCCGAGAUGUGCAGACAUUGAAGAGGCUUGCGGAAGAGACUGGCGUCCAUAUCAUAUCCGGAGCUGGGUUUUACGUGGAUGCAACUCACUCCUCAGAGACCAGAGCCAUGUCAGUGGAGCAGCUUACCGAUGUCCUUAUGAAUGAAAUUCUCCACGGAGCGGAUGGAACCAGUAUCAAGUGUGGCGUUAUUGGAGAAAUUGGUUGCUCCUGGCCUUUGACUGAGAGUGAAAGAAAGGUUCUUCAGGCAACCGCUCACGCCCAGGCUCAGCUUGGUUGCCCUGUUAUUAUCCAUCCUGGACGGCACUCCAAGGCACCAUUUCAGAUUAUCCGAAUAUUGCAAGAAGCAGGUGCAGACAUCUCCAAAACAGUCAUGUCACACCUGGAUAGGACUAUACUUGAUAAGAAGGAGCUCUUGGAGUUUGCUCAGCUUGGCUGCUACUUGGAAUAUGAUCUCUUUGGUACUGAACUACUUCAUUACCAGCUCGGCCCAGAUAUUGACAUGCCUGAUGAUAACAAAAGAAUUAGAAGGGUGCGUCUUCUGGUGGAGGAGGGCUAUGAAGAUGGAAUUCUGAUAGCACAUGACAUACAUACGAAAACCCGGCUGAUGAAAUAUGGAGGUCACGGCUAUUCUCAUAUACUCACCAAUGUCGUUCCUAAAAUGCUACUUAGAGGUAUAACUGAGAAUGUGCUUGAUAAGAUUCUAAUAGAGAACCCUAAGCAAUGGCUGACUUUCAAAUAGGAUGGUUGCUUAUGAAUUCACACCUUGAAUAUACAACUUGCGGAGAACAUUCAGCGAUUUUCAAUCCACUGUGAGAUAUUCAUCAGUUACCUAGGACUAAUGACUGAUCAUUUCCUUCUUAUGAGAACUAGGAGAAUUUGCCUUCUCUGAGACCAGCUAUUACACCUGUGCCUCUAGGGAUUACUCAGCCUAAUUGAGCCCUAUUAUUGUGCCUUAACAAAAUAAAUACAGAAGUACCUAUUUCAAAACAGUGAUUUAAAGUCUGUAUCCCCUAAGUGGAGUUGCUGUUUUUCUCCCUAAUCUAUCAGCUGCACUACUUGAGAAAAUUUAAAGUGUUUCUAGUUAAAUUAUUCCCUUCUUGAAAAUCUAACGUUUCUUGUAAUAUUGAUGAUCCUACUAAUUACCCUGCUGUUCUUUAAUUAAUGCUUAAUGAAUAAUAUGGCACUUUAAAAUAGCUUCUGCAACAAGGGAAGUUAAAUCUUGAGACUUUUUCCCCAAAGGAUACUGACUGUAAUAUGGUUACCAAUUCACAAUGAUAAAAAUAUUUGGAAGGUCAUUUUAUGCUGUCCACCUAGCUAUAUAUUCUUCUAAUAAAAUGGUUUUAAUAUCUUUGGCUUACUGGUAUCCAUUUUUGCCAUAAAUUUUGCUGUUUUGCAAAGUUUGUGUAAGAACACAUACCACUACUGAAUUAUAAAAAUUCCAUCAUAAAAGUCAAAAUAUAUUACAUAAUAUAGUUUAAUGAAUCAUUACAUUUAUAAUAACAAAGGCCACAAUUUAAUUAAUUGAUAAGAUAUAAUGCAAAAAAAAAAAAGAGAGAAAUGUUUGCCUUUUAUAUAUUCCCUUUAUUUCCUUUACCUUUUGUUUUUCCUUGGCCCUACACAGAGAAAAUCAUGCUUAUUUAUCUGAAGAAAAGGUCAGAUCUAUUGGAAAUGACAGCUCGAUGCUAGAGCCUACUCUUUAAAAGGUAUCCAGCCCUAAUAUUUUGUGUGAAUAAAGCAUCUUUAAAAACUCUUAGUUAAAACACUUAGGUCAUGGGCACUGACUGCUACUUAUAAAUUAAUCUUUUGGUUAAAUCCUCACUAUGCUAUCUGGAACCUACAAAUAUUAUCCAAACCCUUGCUGCCAAUUCCUCUUGGAUAAAUAUAUAUUGUUCAUUUGAAAUAAAACCCAUUGUGAUCCAUUUAUGAGUUAUCUUACCUAUCACACAGGCCAAUUAGAAUUAGUCAUUAUUUUUGAUGAAGUGUCUGUUUUUAAUCCUAUAAAUCAUGACAGUUACUCAGACCCAGGCAUUUCAACAGAACUCACAUCACCUUCAGAUAGGAACACCAUCAUACCUCUUGGAAAGUUGAGCUUUGCUAAAUAAAAUAUAUUUAUGCUGCUCAAACAUGAUCAAGCUUUCUGUGUAUCGGAAUAGAAAGUACCAAAGAGGAAGGAGCCAGGAGAACAAAUUAAUUCCUUUAAAUAAAAAAUGCAAAUGUCCUUACCAGAAAAGCAAGCAGAUUUUUUUUUUAAAUCUCUGUUUUUGAAAUCUACAUGUCAAAGAGUCUUCAAAGGCAAUUGGAAGGGGAACAGAUUUUUCAUUGUAAUCGUGGAAGUUGUGUGAUAGUUAGGAGAUAUCAACAUGCAUUUUUAAUCUUUUCCUUACAUGAAAGAGAUGGCUUUUGGCAGUGUGUUCUAACCAGAAAGAAAGGAUUUGUAUUACUCUCCAAAUCUACUGUACUGUCAGCUUCAAUCCACCUGAGAAAAAAGAAAAAAAUGGAUAGCUCCCAUGCAUGUAAUUCAUAAACACUGUGAAGGAGAGCCACUUGGCAUCUGCAGUCCUCGUAUUAAGUCUGCCACGGAAUGCAGUUACAGUAUUGAUUGGCGUAUGGUCAUAGAGCGACCAUAGCUUACCUUACAGACCUGUGAAAUCAAGGGCUUUUUAACCUCAUAAAAUUAAUUUUCUGGAGAACUCUUAAAGAGAAGACAUUGUAAUUGUUUUUGCUACUUCACAUAUUGCCAUUCAAAAUAUCUUUCAACCCAAAAGAAGUUAAAUAAUUUAUGCAGGUUUUUGUGUGUAUAUAUGCAUAUACUUUUUAUAUUAAAAUUUUGAGGCUGUACAGCCACUGUACCCUAUGGAGUAAAGCCAUAUAUGUAUAUAUGUUUUAUGUAUAUAUAAAACAUUUCAUCUAA
Callithrix jacchus (white-tufted-ear marmoset) is the source of this 3510-nucleotide messenger RNA. It is a transcript of the gene PTER, whose product is annotated as phosphotriesterase related. Gene Ontology annotation, molecular function: hydrolase activity, acting on ester bonds; zinc ion binding. The record is from RefSeq and is a predicted model, not a curated record. Lineage: Eukaryota; Metazoa; Chordata; Mammalia; Primates; Cebidae. Gene Ontology annotation, biological process: catabolic process.